Drosophila miranda is the source of this 1880-nucleotide messenger RNA. RefSeq names its product zinc finger protein 32. The transcript has a single exon. The coding region runs from base 176 to 1648 and encodes 490 amino acids. The record is from RefSeq and is a predicted model, not a curated record. Lineage: Eukaryota; Metazoa; Arthropoda; Insecta; Diptera; Drosophilidae. Gene Ontology annotation, cellular component: nucleus. Gene Ontology annotation, molecular function: RNA polymerase II cis-regulatory region sequence-specific DNA binding; DNA-binding transcription activator activity, RNA polymerase II-specific. Gene Ontology annotation, biological process: regulation of transcription by RNA polymerase II.
CCAACACUGGCCGCCCAGCUGAUGUGAUUUUUGGAUGUCAACCAACGGCUUGAGCUGGAGUUGAGGAAACAAAAACGACGCCAAACGUUAAACGCCUAACACCAAAUGACUGAACUAUUGUAGCGGCACCAGUGAGAGGGACCCCCUAACCAUCAGCCAUAAGUAUUGGCUCAAGAUGAUCAAGUUGCAGUCAUUGCCGGUGAUAGGAACCGGCUCUUAUCACAACUUUCGGUGCGGUGAGGUUCUGUGCAAUAGCCCCAGCAGCUACGACAUAUGCUGUUCCUUAUGCGGGCAGCGGAUGCCAUUUGGCGAUUUUCCGCAACACUUCCGACUGCAGCAUCUCGGAGAGGCGGCGAACGACGACUGCAAGCUAUUCGAUGCCACCAUAAAGAUUGAAGAUGAUCCCAUUGCCCACGAGAGCUUCGAGUUGGAUGAGCAGGAGAAUGUUGAUCUGGAGCACAUAUCAGCGAUCGAUGAGGCCCAGGCUGUGGAUGCAGAUUCCACAGGCCGCCGUGAACGAGAGACUGCCAUGAAAAACACUCUUGUGGAGACAGAGGAGGCGCUUUUGGACUUGGACCCGGACGCAGAGUGGACGGGAGAGGCCAGCGAGCCAAUUGAAAACGCCGAAGAAGAUGAAGAACCACCCCACCUCAAAGACGACACGAAGGACAUGUUGUUCCAGUGCGAUCAAUGCGAUCGUGCCUACAACAGCAAGCGGAGCCUGCAGAGUCACAGACGCGUCAAGCACAACGACAAGGAUGGCACCGUGCGGAAGCGAAAGCGUGGACCGGCAAAGGUCUACACAUGCCCCGAGGAGGAGUGCAACCAGACGUUUCGCACCGAGCGCGAUCUGCACGGCCAUAGAUGGAAGCACACGGGCAUAUUCUGUGACAUCUGCGGCAAACCGUUCACCCAAUCGGGCAACAUGAUGCGCCACCGUCAGCGCCACAGCGGUAUCAAGCCAUACAAGUGCCAGGAGUGCGAGGCUACCUUCUACACCCAGAAGGAGCUCACCUCUCACAACAUUUGCCAUACGGGCCGGAUGCCGUGCAUCUGUGAGGUGUGCGGCCGGCCCUGCCGCGAUCGCGGUGUCCUCACCGCCCACAUGCGACGGCACACUGGUGAGCGUCCGGCUAAGUGUGAGGUGUGCGGUAAAGCCUUCUACAGCUAUCACGACCUCAACGUUCAUGCCGUCUCGCACACCAAUCAUCGGCCCUUCGUCUGCGACGUCUGUGGCUCCACGUUCCAGCGCAAAAAGGCCCUGCGCGUCCACAAGCUGCUGCAUUCCGAGCGGCGCAAAUACCCCUGCAAGAUGUGCGACAAGACAUUUGCCCAGUCCGGCGGCCUCAAUGCCCAUAUGCGCACCCACGAAUUGCCCAAAUCCAAGGGCACUGCCCACACCGCCACCACCACUACCAAGAGUGUCGCAAGCCAACAAGAAGUUGGGCAGAUGGAGACGGUGACCAUCGAGCUGAUCGACGAGAAUGCGCCCGCGUCGACGACAACCAUCACAAUGGCCAUAGACUUGAAUGUGGAGGGAGCGGACACCCAUUCCCAUUCGCACUCCGACACUGGCACUCCGACAGGCGCUGCUGGAAGUGCAAGUGCAACUGCUGGUGCAGGUGCUGGCACUUGGCAUGUCUCGUAGACACGUCUAUGCAACUAAGUAGUUUUUUAAGAGAUUAAGACAUUAGGUAGUUGUCAUGCCUGCCCCGUCUGCCUGCUGUCCACAGGGUACCACAAGGGAGUAUCAGCCUCUUCAGUCGCUAAACAAGAUAGUGGCGGGUAUACGAUAGCCUGCACACGCCGUCUAUAUGGAAUUAUAUACGCUCAAGUGCAAAAAUCCACAAUGGACGUUAUUAAAAACGACAAACAGAAAA